GAGUUUGCUGUGCAGCCAAGGAAAGAUGGAGUUCUACAACCAAGCGGCCCGGGCAAUCGACCGAGUCAACAACAAACAUGGGAGCCUGAAAUCGAUUGUUUUCAACCUUGCAGCCAACAGCAAUACCAAAAACAAGCAGCCGCAAGCCGGGUCCUCAGCAAGCUCGAUCAAGGCAAGACAGGUCAGCGACGGUAAAAGACUCUUGAGAGUGGUGGCCGAAACAUUACGAUAUCGUCAGGUGAUCGAAUCAAUCCUAUCAGUCGUCGAUGUCCUGCGUUUGGAGUCCAAGGUCUUCGGCUCGUCUUCCAAGUCCUCGAAGGGAACUAGUUCGAAACAAAACGAACGAUGGCAACACCCAUCCGCGCAUAGCCUAGUCCUCAUCCUUAUCCAUGAUCAUCUUUUCUCCUCUCGCGGAAUCGCACUUUCGAAAAUCCACAAGAUCCGCGCGGCCAUCGAGCGUCAUUCAUCUGCACUCAAGGCCGAACUCUCGCGUCUGAUGGUCCGACAGGCCGUUUCUCGGGUUUCUGACUUGGCCGAUUCUUUCCAAAGGGGGACGGAUUCGGUGGACGAAGAUUCGGGUGGGACGAACUUGAAUUCUCCUCGUUGGAUGAGAGUUAAUACGAUCAAGUGGAGCGUUGAUCAGGCAAAGGGAUGGUUCAUCGACGCCGGCUGGACUCAAGUCUCCUCUCUGGAAGCCCUGCCAAAUCAGACGAGUGACAGUCCUGAUCAGCUCCUUGUUUUUGCUGAGGACGAGCAUGUGGCGGGUCUACUAGCACUUCCCUCGGCGGUAGUCCUCGCGAAACUAGCACCCUACGUGGACGGUCGACUGAUCGCCCAAGAUAAAGCUUCAUGCAUGCCUGCGCAAUUACUCCUAGGUGAUCAUCCUCACAACCCUCCAAUCGAAGUCAUCGAUGCCACCGCUGCUCCCGGCAAUAAGACUACUAUGCUCAGCUCCAUCGUUGGCCCGAGGGGAAAAGUUUGGGCCUUUGAAAAAGAUAAGCAGAGGUUUCAAGUCCUCACAGAGAUGAUUAAACUCGCGGGUUGUACUAAUGUCCGUUGCAUCAAUGGUGAUUUUCUGGCUGUCAAUCAUGAUGAUGAGCGGUUCAAGGAUGUUUCAUGUAUCCUGGUGGAUCCAUCAUGUUCGGGAUCAGGAAUCUCUAAUCGACUCGACCAUCUCUCCCAAACGGAUUCCCAAAAGAAGCGAGAUGAAAAUCGGAUCCAAUCCCUAUCUCGCUUUCAGACGACUAUUGUUUCUCAUGCGCUUCGUUUCCCGUCUGUUCACCAAGUGGCUUACUCUACUUGCUCAAUUUGGAAAGAAGAAAACGAAGAAGUAGUCUUCAGGAUCUUGAACAAGCCUGAAAUGAUUGACAAAGGCUGGUCCCUCAAAGAGGUAAAAGACACGUUCCUUAAUAAUUCGAAAACUCCGUGGGGGCGGACUGGGGAGGUGAUCUCCACAAAAGAGAAGCAUUUGUCAGAACGGAUGAUCAGAUUCGAUCCUUCAGUCGACCAGACGAUUGGCUUCUUCGCAGCAGUCUUCCACCGCCCUGUUCCACAACCAGGCCCUGCCAGCGCGAAGAAGGCUGAAAGAAGCACGUCUACUGCAAUUACUCAGAAAACGGAACGCGCCCAUCAUCCCAAGACUAGCUGUGACGAAACUCCAUUGCCGUUCGCCCAAUCCCCUAAACUAAUCGUCACUGGUAAGAAGGAGAAGAUGAGGACAAAGAGGACUGUCCUUUUCCACGGCAUCCGACCUGGCAGGUUAAUCUCCAUAUAAGAACGCGAUCUUCAUUUGAUUGCAUCUUUGUCUUGUAUCUACCUUGCUUGAGAAACCCAAGUCUUAACAAACACUGGGAUGAGUUGAGGAUUCUCAUGGAUUAAAUCGGACAACAAGCUUCCUCACAGUGGCAAUAUGUGAUGAACGCUAUGACUCCCUUAGGUACAUGAUCCAGGACAACCAAAUAUGUUAGAUACUAUUGCUUGGAAUCCUCACAUCAUGUCCCCACUCGUUGUUGAGUCGGUGGCUAAGUGAAAAUUAGUGUUAA
Molecule: messenger RNA, 2042 nt
Organism: Puccinia graminis f. sp. tritici CRL 75-36-700-3
Lineage: Eukaryota; Fungi; Basidiomycota; Pucciniomycetes; Pucciniales; Pucciniaceae
Exons: 6
Coding region: 26-1774 (582 amino acids)
Biological process (GO): rRNA base methylation
Cellular component (GO): nucleolus
Molecular function (GO): methyltransferase activity
Source: RefSeq, a predicted model, not a curated record